CUUUUCCGGGGAGGGCAAGUGCAGGUUCUCCUUCUUCGAGCUAGGGUUUCUUCUUUUUAAGGAUUAGAAACCUCAAUCUACUUCUUGCUACAACUGGAAAAAUUUGCUUCAAGUCAAAGAUAAAUUCAAGAACAUGGACAAAAGUAUGGAGUAUUUUUUGUUGUCCAAGAUCUAAACGAAGAGAUCGAGAAGAAAAAAUAGCAGUAUCAGAGGGCUGGGAAAAAGAAAUAGAGCAAGCGCAAUGAAAAAAGUGAAUUUCGUUCUACAUCUUCUGUUGGGGUGUUUAAGCGUGCUCUCUUCAGCCGUUAUUUCCGAUCUGAGCAUCUCCAAGCUUGAUCGAAAGAUUGAUUUGACAUCCCAAGUAAUCAGGAGCACUACUUCUCUGAAGAUAUACAAUUCUGGUAAUGAUCCUGCAACAGAGGUCUUGUUGCCUUUCCCUGGUCACCAGGCAGAGCACUUGGCAUUCUUGAUUGCUGCAACUAGUGAAGGGAAAGUGAAAGCUAAAAUGUCCUCAGGUAGCCUUCCUGUUAAGGUUGUCAAUCCUGAUGGACUGCCCACGGAGCUGACUUGGUAUGCUGUCUCUCUGCCCAAGGAACUAGGCAAGGGAGAUAGCAUAACUUUGGAGGUGAAGGCAGUAUUGACCCACUCAUUGCGGCCAUUCCCUGAGAAGAUUACUCAGACAGAGCUGCAGCGUUUCAUUUUCCAAGACAGUGCCCAUUUUCUCUCUCCUUACUCAGUCCACACACAAUCCCUAACUCUUAAGCUUCCUGAGCCAAUGGUUGAAUCUUAUACCAAAUUCGAAAAUACCCAGUUCUCUGGUUCCGAGCUCAAGUAUGGACCUUAUCAAAAUGUUCCUCCUUUCUCAUUCCAACCUAUAGCAGUUCACUUUGUCUGCAACAAGCCAUUUGUAGUUGCCGAGCAGUUGGUGAAAGAGAUAGAAAUUUCGCAUUGGGGAAAUGUGCAGGUAACAGAGCACUAUACCCUUGCUCAUGCCGGUGCACAGAGCACGGGAGAAUUCUCAAGGUUAGAUUACCAGACCCAACAACAUAUUAGAGGAGCGCCAGCAUUUAGGAACCUUGUAGCUAGGCUCCCACCAAGAGCUCAUUCCAUAUACUAUCGAGAUGAUAUUGGGAAUAUUUCAACAUCUAAUUUAUGGAGUGAUGCAAUCAAGACAUUGCUGGAAAUUGAACCUAGAUAUCCGAUGUUUGGUGGCUGGAAAACUUCUUUCACAAUCGGUUAUGGCCUGCCACUCCAAGAUUUCUUGUUCUACUCAGAUGGGGGACGUUUUCUUAAUAUCACCUUCGGUAGUCCAAUGAAUGAGGUGGUAAUUGACAAUCUCGUCAUUAAGGUUGUUUUACCUGAAGGAUCAAAUAGCAUAUCAAUCUCUGCUCCAUUUCCUUUCAACCAGUAUAAAGAGACCAAACUUUCCCAUUUAGAUAUGAUUGGUAGACCAGUUGUGGUAUUAAAAAAGACAAAUGUAGUGCCCGAGCACAAUCAGUACUUCCAGGUGUAUUACAUGUUCAACAGCUUCUCACUGUUUAGGGAACCAAUGAUGUUAAUAUCGGGAUUUUUCUUCUUUUUUCUCACAUGCAUAAUUUAUGUGCAUGCUGACUUAACAAUCUCAAAGUCUUCUGCUUCUUAUUUGGCAAGGAAGCAAUGGGAUGAGGUACAAACUGCUUUUCAAGAAGUUGAGAGCAUCAUAAACCAUUGCUUGACUAUUCAUGAUACACUAGAAUCAUCGUUGCGCGAUCUCUCAAGGACAGGGGAUAUUCAGGCUUGCAAAGCUGCUCGAAAAGCAGCUGAUGGUGCUUUGAAGGAGCUCUCGGUAGAAUUGAAGCCCUUAUUAUCAUCCUUGCAGUCCUUCCCACAGGCUGGUCCAAUCUGUCACAAGGUUAAUGAUCUGGUUGAAAAGGAAAAGGAACUGCAAGAGAAGUUGUUAUUGAAGCACUCAAUAGUGAUUGAUUGUUAUGAGAAAAAGUCAGGGGGGCGUGAUAUUGAAAAGCGUGUUGCACAAAUCCAGCAAAAGAUAACAUCCCAGAGGCAGGAAGUCGAUGAUAUUCUUCAGAUAAUCGAUGACAUAUAAUUCGCAAACUGAACAGUUUUAUGAACUCCAACAAACUUCUUAUACGCGUGUUCUUUUCAAAGAGGUGAAUCCAAUUUUUGUUGCGAAUAGAGUAAUUUUGACCUGUUUUUAGCAUUGCAGCCUUUGUUUGCAUUUUGACUGUUCUGUUCUGGUCCCUUGACUUUAAUGAAUACUUUUAGGCUCUGAGUUCGGAUCCUUGCUAUCGGAUUUGAUACUUUUUUAUUAUGGACUGACUGAAGCAUUCUGAUAAUGGAUUCUGUGAGUUUUUGAACUCCAAUAAUGGAUCGAUAUUUUA
Messenger RNA from Cuscuta campestris, 2378 nucleotides. The record is from the annotation of a GenBank genome assembly. NCBI's taxonomy places the organism in Eukaryota, Viridiplantae, Streptophyta, Magnoliopsida, Solanales, Convolvulaceae.